Rotaria sp. Silwood1 is the source of this 2307-nucleotide messenger RNA. The record is from the annotation of a GenBank genome assembly. Lineage: Eukaryota; Metazoa; Rotifera; Eurotatoria; Philodinida; Philodinidae.
AUGUUACAUCGAUUAUUUCUGUUACUCUACGUAGUAACGUUCACUUCGAGUGAAAUAGAAUUCAUAGCUGUUCGUUUUCCAUUAAAGGGAGAACGUUCACCACCAAAUGCAGUAUGGCCACAUCCACAACAAAUCAAUGCUUCCAACGAAUUACUCUAUAUUCGUCCGCAUGCUAUUAUGAUUCAUUCUAAUAUUCAGACAUGUGAUAUUAUUACAAAAGCUAUUCAACGAUAUGAGCCAAUUUUCUUUCCACCAAAACUUUCAAUGCGUGACCCACCAUCCGGUGUAAAUAACAUUCUACAAAAUCUAACACUCAAUAUACGUGAUAAUCCUCAAUGUGAACAAUAUAUUCAACACGAUUCAAAUGAAACUUAUACUUUAACCAUCAAUCUUCAAAUGGCGAUUGUUGAAGCUAGUAGUGUUUGGGGUUUAUUACGUGGUCUCGAAACAUUUUCACAACUUAUCUAUAUUAAUGAACAAAAUUAUGUUGUUAUCAAUAAUUCUGUAACUAUUAUUGAUAGUCCUCGUUUUCAACAUCGUGGUGUUAUGCUUGAUACAGCGCGACAUUUUUUACCUGUACCAAUUAUUAAAAAGAAUCUUGAUGCAAUGGCCUAUAAUAAAUUAAAUGUAUUUCAUUGGCAUAUUGUAGAUGAUCAAUCAUUUCCAUUUGAAAGUAUAACUUUUCCAGAUCUAUCUCGAGCAGGUGCUUUUUCACCUUAUCAUGUAUAUACACCAGCAGAUGUCAUUGAUGUGAUUGAACAUGCUCGAUUACGUGGAAUUCGUGUCAUUCCUGAGAUUGAUACACCUGGUCAUACCUAUUCAUGGGGUAAAUCAAUGCCACAAUUAAUAACUGUAUGUUGGGCAAAUGGAAAACCUUAUCAAGCAAUUUAUGGAACACAAGGUGAAAUGGAAAUAUUUAAUCCAAUUGAGCCACGUGUUUAUUCAACAAUGGAUUCUUUACUUCGAGAAGUAAAAAGUAGAUUUCCUUCCAAUUAUAUUCAUCUUGGUAUGGAUGAAGUAUAUGAUAGAUGUUGGCUUUCCAAUCCAAAUAUUACUCAAUGGAUGAUUGUUAACAACAUUUCUUCUGCAAGAGGUCUUCAUGCAUAUUAUGCAGAUAAAAUUUUAGAUAUUACACGUAAUAUCAAUGUUGUACCUAUUGUUUGGCAAGAUGUUUGGGAUGAAAAAGUUCAAUUACCACCUGACACUAUCAUACAAGUAUGGAAAGAUACUAGUGAUAGUAGUGCAUUUGAUGGAUGGGCAUCGUAUUUAAAUCAAGCUGCUAAUGAAGGUUACAAUGUAAUACUUUCAAGUCCUUGGUAUAUUAAUUAUAUUAGUUAUGGCAAGUAUAAUACAAAUACAUCUGUUAUGAACUUAGAAUUUUUUAAAUACUAUGAAAUUGAACCACUCCGUCAAUUUACUGGUUCGGAAGAAGCAAAAAAACGUAUCCUUGGUGGAGAAGCUUGUUUAUGGGCUGAAUUUGUUGAUGGUACUAAUUUAUUACCACGUUUUUGGCCAAAAGCAUCUGCUGUAGCUGAACGAUUGUGGAGUGCUGCAAGUGUUAAUAACUCUGAAGAUGCUCAAUUUCGAUUGGAUGUUCAUCGAUGUCGUCUUUUGAGACGAGGGAUACCAGCUCAACCGAUCUUGACUGGAUAUUGUGGAAAUUAUGAAUUAGGUAUGCCAGAAUCGAUGAUCAACGAUCCAGCAUUCAAUUAUGAAACUUCUACUACGAUUAAUUCGACCGCAAUAUCAACACAAAGUUCAACAGAUUCGCCAUUUGGUACAACUGGAAUAUUCAAUGGAGAACGUUCACCACCAAAUGCAGUAUGGCCACAUCCACAACAAAUCAAUGCUUCCAACGAAUUACUCUAUAUUCGUCCGCAUGCUAUUAUGAUUCAUUCUAAUAUUCAGACAUGUGAUAUUAUUACAAAAGCUAUUCAACGAUAUGAGCCAAUUUUCUUUCCACCAAAACUUUCAAUGCGUGACCCACCAUCCGGUGUAAAUAACAUUCUACAAAAUCUAACACUCAAUAUACGUGAUAAUCCUCAAUGUGAACAAUAUAUUCAACACGAUUCAAAUGAAACUUAUACUUUAACCAUCAAUCUUCAAAUGGCGAUUGUUGAAGCUAGUAGUGUUUGGGGUUUAUUACGUGGUCUCGAAACAUUUUCACAACUUAUCUAUAUUAAUGAACAAAAUUAUGUAUGUUCACUUUCAAUACAUCAUUCAUUUUAUGUAUUUAUUGUUGUUCUUUAUCUAAAUAUUUCUUUCCUAGGUUGUUAUCAAUAAUUCUGUAACUAUUAUUGAUAGUCC